Myxocyprinus asiaticus (Chinese sucker) is the source of this 6919-nucleotide messenger RNA. Its product is annotated as netrin-3-like. The coding region runs from base 361 to 2202 and encodes 613 amino acids. Lineage: Eukaryota; Metazoa; Chordata; Actinopteri; Cypriniformes; Catostomidae. The transcript is spliced from 7 exons. The record is from RefSeq and is a predicted model, not a curated record. Gene Ontology annotation, molecular function: protein binding.
UGGUGUAUGGAGAGAUCUCAUGAACGGAUACUCGUGGAUGAGAUGGAUUGACUGUGAGUUUACAUUCAACAACAGAACAACAUAAGAAUCGAUCUGGAUUUAUUUUCCACACAUCUGUGCUUGUGUUUGAAUGAAGUUUACAGAUUCAGACUCAAUCCAAACUGCUGAGGGUUCAUUUCAAGAAAGUCAUCUAUCUACUGGAGAGUUUCUGGCUGGACAGUUGUUUCGAGAUAUCACACAUACGCCAGACUCCACCAGACUGACGAGACUGUAUUUGUUUAUUUGGCUUCCCUCCCUCUACCCGUCCAUCUGGAUUCUUUCCUUCCCAUCCCCAUCUAACAUAUAUCACUCUUUCCCAUCAUGUGGAGCUUUCAGAACUUCCUCUUUCUCAUAAGUGUGUUUCAAACACUUCAAUGGGCAUCUAGCCACAGUCCCAACCCAUUUUCGGGGCCACAAGUGACACAUACGGACCCAUGCUAUGACGAGACAGGUGCCGCCCGCCGUUGUAUCCCGGAAUUCAUCAACGCGGCGUUUGGGCAGGAGGUCAGCGUGUCGAGCAUAUGCGGGCGGCCGCCAUCCCGCUCAUGUAGUUUAGUAGAACGUGACGACCGACCCGCCGUUCGCACAUGUCAGAUCUGUGACGCCUCAGAUCCUCACCACGCCCACCCCGCAUCCUACCUUACUGAUCUAAACUCCGCCCACAACCUUACCUGCUGGCAGUCCGAGAACUUGCAGGGCUCACCGCUGAACGUAACGCUCACGCUGUCACUCAGCAAGAAGUUCGAAAUCACGUACGUCAGCUUGCAGUUCUGUUCCCCUCGCCCCGAGUCACUGGCCGUCUACAAAAGCAUGGACUACGGGCGUACCUGGACGCCGUAUCAGUUCUACUCGUCGCAAUGUCGUCGAAUGUACAACCGACCGAACAAAGCGACGAUCACCAAGCAAAACGAACAGGAAGCUCUAUGCACAGAUGGAUACACUGAUCUGUACCCUCUUUCUGGUGGACUAAUUGCUUUUAGCACUCUAGACGGACGCCCAUCAGGGAAGGAUUUCGACUCUAGUCCUGUCCUGCAGGACUGGGUCACUGUUACUGACAUUCGAGUGGUCUUGAGUCGCCCGCAGCACCCAAGAGCGCCACCAAUGUCUGGCCGUGAGAUUGAAGACCCGCUCGGACCGACUGGGACGCUGCCUAUGUAUUAUUACGCGGUGGGUGACUUCCAGGUUGGCGGCAGGUGUAAAUGCAACGGUCACGCCUCCAGGUGUGUCCGAGAAAAGGACGGAAAGCUAGUGUGUGAAUGCAAGCAUAACACAGAGGGUCCGGAGUGUGACCGCUGCAAACCGUUUCACUACGAUCGACCCUGGCAACGCGCGACGGCGAAAGAAGCCUACGAGUGUUUACCGUGUAACUGUAACCUGCACGCACGGCGCUGUCGCUUUAAUAUGGAAUUAUAUAAGCUUUCUGGCCGUAAGAGCGGAGGAGUGUGUAUGAACUGCAGACACAACACUGCUGGACGACACUGUCAUUACUGCAAAGAGGGAUUCUACAGAGAUAUGGCCAAACCCAUCACACACCGCCGGGCCUGCAAAGCAUGUGACUGCCAUCCGGUGGGAGCCGCAGGUAAGACAUGUAACCAGACAACAGGUCAAUGCCCAUGUAAAGACGGGGUGAUGGGCAUCACCUGCAACCGCUGUGCUAAAGGAUAUCAACAGAGCCGAUCUCCCGUCGCCCCCUGCAUUAAGAUUCCUGUUAUAAAGACAACAGCUGUGAUCAGCACAACUGAGGAACCUUCAGAUUGUGAUUCUUACUGCAAACCACUGAAGGAAAAUCUAAAGAUAAACAUGAAGAAAUACUGCAAAAAGGACUAUGCUGUCCAGGUAAGCGUGUUGGACAUGGAGACCAUCGGCGACUGGGCCAAAUUUUCUGUUGGUCUGGUUUCCGUUUACAAGAGUCGUGGCGAGCCGCUGAAGAGAGGCGAUCAGGUACUGUGGGUCCAUAUGAAGGAUCUGGCGUGUAAAUGUCCACGAAUACACAUGGGCAAACGAUUCCUCAUUCUGGGCACUACUGAGGCCGCCACGAGUCCUGAACGCCCCGGACUGCUGGCAGACAAAAACAGCCUGGUCAUUCAGUGGAGGGACAUUUGGACUCGACGACUGCGCAAGUUUCAGCGCAAAGAGAAGAAAGGCAAGUGCAGUAAAACAUGAUGGGAUUGUAAGUGAACUCUAUAUUGACCACUGUCCUGUGUACGGAGGAGACUCCGGCAUCCGGCCAUUAGUACAGGAGGCCUAACUCUUUCCUGUGUGUUAUUUGAUGUAUCGUCCUGUUGGUCAGCCUUAUGAAGGGACCGUUAAAAAGACCACUGAAUCACACACACACACUGCAGACCUGAAGACUGAUUUCCUCUCAAACCCACAAUUUAAUUCAUCAAAUAUGAAAGACGUCCUCAAAUUACUAAGCAAAUGGAACGAUUCUGUCCACAUCUAGUUUCAUUAAGUAAAUUCAUCAAAAGGUCACACUGGUGCUCACCACAUGCUGCUCGGUACGGUUUUGAAAACCUCAAAAUCAUCAUCAUCGUCAUCAUUUAGAACUUUUUAAAGGGACAGUGCAACCAAAAAAAAGAAAGAAAAAAAAAAAAAAGAAACUGUCAUCAUUUACUCACGCUCAUGUCAUUCGUGUGAAUUUCUUCUUCCGUCGAAUACAAAAGGAGUGAUCUGUAGCAGAAUGUCCAAGUUGCUCUUUUCCAUACAGUGAAAGUAAAUGGUGACCACGACUUUUCAGUGAAUAACGUCUUUUUCUCAUGCAAAGCUAUCAUUAGGCUUCAGAAGAAUUGGAAUAUAACACACAAUUCGUACGGACUACUUAAAUAACAGAUUUUGUUUCAUGCUUCUAAGAGGGCAAAUGUAAAGCUGUCUUCAUUUACUGAUAAAACAGCUAUUAUGUAAUUGAGAAACAGUUCUCGUUCUUGUUUUGGAUGUUUUGAAAAUAUUGCAUGCAGUUGAUCCACCCUAAAUAUGUAUUUUAAUGUAAAUUGUAUUAAUCAUAACAUUAAUCAUGCAGCCUUAGUCAUACGGGUUUGAGACGACAUGAGGGUUAGUAAAUGAUGACAGAAUUUUUUAUUUUUUAUUUUAGGGGGUGAGCUAAUCCUUUAAAGCAUUUCCGUAGUAAUGGGAUGUGUCUUGUAUGUAUGGAUAUUGUUUUGAUACUGUGUGACUGUUGAAACUAUGAAACAGUAUUGAUCUGGUAAUUUUGAUCUAAAACAGUAUAGCGUGAACGUCAAUUAACAAUUUUAAGGCCAGAAACCUAUUGAGCUGCAACAUUUUAAAGCAUCAUAGGACGCAAAGGCUGUUCCAAAAGGUAAGGUUCCUCGUUUUCUUCUAUGUUACCACAUUUUAGACAAAAUCUAAUGCAGCAUCUCAAGUGUUUGUCUUUUUCUAACUAACAGGAGAGUUAAUUGAAGUAGUAUUAAAAUGUUAAUACUUUAACAAGCAUCCAUUGAUACACUAUAGUCUCACACACACCAUAUCAAAAUGCACACCGACCUUAGAAUGUGUCUGUAUUCAUGCUCAAGGCUUGAUGCCAUUUACAUACAUUAAAUAUAUACGAGUCUCAUUGCUGAAAUGCUGAAAUGCAGCAAUGAAUGUUCACAGAGUUCAGAAUGAAUACAUUUAUUGGAAAAUGAAAGUGUGUUUGUAUAAGAAUGAGACCCGGUGACUCUUUCUAUUAUUUCAAGUAUGUGAACCCUUUGGAAUUAGCUAGUUUUCUGCAUUAAUUGGUCAUUAAAUGUGAUCUAAUCUUCAACAAUGUUCAGAAGGAUUUCUGGACCAUUCUUCCAUACAGAACUGCUUCAGUUCAGCCGUAUUCUCAGGAUGUCUGGUGUGAACGGCUCUCUUGAGGUCAUUCCACAUCAUCUCUAUUGGGUUAAGGUCUGGGCUCUGACUAGAGGUGGAUUUUCUUUUUCUGAAAUCAUUCUAUAGUGGAUUUACUUCGAUGUUUAGGGUCAUUGUCCUGCUGCAUCACCCAACUUCUACUGAGCUUCAGCUGGUGCACAGCCACCCUGACAUUAUCCUGUAGGAUAUCUUGAUAAACUUGGGAAUUAAUUUUUCCCUCGAGAUGGCAAGGGGUCCAGGCCCCGAAGCUGCAAAGCAGCUCCAAAUCAUGAUGCUCCCUCCACCGUACUUCAGUGUUGGGAUGAUGUUUUCAUGUUGGUAUGCGGUGCCCUUUUUAUGCCAUACGUAGUGCUGUGAGUUCUUCCGUAGUGUUGUGGAGUGUCAAGGUUGUUUUUGGCAAACUUCAGGUGUGCAGCAAUGUUUUUGUUGGAAAGCAGCGGCUUUCUUCGUGAUUUCCUGCCAUGGACACCAUGCCUGUGCCAAUGAUUCUUAACCAGUUAACCAGUUCCAAUGAUCCUUUCAAGUCUUUAUCUGUCACUCGAGGUUUCUUUUUUACCUCACUGAUCAUUAUGCGGUGUGCCCUUUGAGUCAUUUUGGUUGAAUGGCCACUUCUAGAGAGAGUACCCAUAGUACUAAAUCUUAUCUAUUUAUAGACAGUUUGUCUAACAGUGGACAGAUGAAUAUCUGAGCUCUUUGAGAUAACUUUGUAACCCUUUCCAGCUUUAUGCAAAGCAACAAUUCUUGAUCGUAGGUCUUCUGAGAUCUCUUAUUUUGCGAGGCAUGGUCCACGUCAGCAGAUGCUUCUUGUGAAUAGCAAACUCAAAAUGUUUGAGUGCUUUUUAUAAGUCAGAGUAGCUGUAACACACACCUCCAGUCUCAUUUAAUUAAUUUGAUGCCUAGUUUUGCCAACUCCUGACUCUAAUUAGCUCUUGUUGACACCUUUAGCCUAGGGGUUCACUUACUUUUUCCAUAGCACUGUGAAUGUUUAAUGGGAUGUGAUCAAUAAAAUCAUGAAAGAUUGUAAUUGUUUGUGUGUUGUUAGCUUAAGCACAUUGUGUUUGACUAUACUUGUAACUUUGAUGAAGAUGAGAUCACAUUUUAUGACCAAUUAAUGCAGAAAAACAGCUAAUUCCAAAGGGUUCACAUACUUUUUCUUGCCACUGUACAUCACCAAUAAUAUCUUGAUUAAUAUGUCAAUAUUUCUGGAUACAUACAACUAAUAUCCUACACCAAACAACUAUCAAACAUUUUCAGAGAUUCAUUAUUGUUAAAUGCUUAGACUACAGUAGGGGUAUGGUCGGACAUGAAUUGAUUUUAGAUUUUAAACAUCUUUUUCUUUUCUCACUAUUUAAUUGGACUUCCAAAAGUUAAUACAUUACUACACAAAAUUUGCAAAAUCGCUUUAUUUACAAAAUGAUAACUGGACACUGAUCUCUGAAUUAAUCAUGCAAAGUAUUGAGGUAACAUGACAACAAAAUGCAUACUCUUUCACAUGCUAUAUAUAAAAAAUGUGGCUCGUUGUACGUAUCGUGGCGGUUUCCUGGUGAAAUUAACGUGCUACGACAACAAUGACUUUUAUUCCCUUUCACACAAAUGACAAGUAAAACGGCAGAUAAUCACUUUAUAAACACGUACUUUUCACCCUGUUCCUCACACAAUGCUAUCUUAUGACAUCUAAACACUUUUACUAUAGCGCAUGACUCAUUUUAACGUUUGCAUUACAUAACCAACUACUGUACAUGUACAACAUUGUUCGAGUGUGAUCAAAUAGUGCGGUAGCUCAACUGAUAGAGCGUUACACUUGUGAUGUAAAGGAGCGGGGUACGAGACCUGGAGAGCAUGCAAGUCAACGCGUGGGCCGGAAGUGUCAAAGAAGCACCACAAAAUGAUGUUAGUUGCAUUUUUCAUCUCACAUUUGCUUUUUCUAAAACUAUCGGUUAGGUUUAGGUUUAGGUUUAAGGUUUAGGGUAGGGAGGUCUGUUCUGUUGAUUUAAAACUCGAUAGUGCAUUAACCUUAAAAACCUCAUCUGUUUAGGAGAACAUUUAACUCACUUAUAGCGCCCCUCAGUGGACAUUUCCCCUCAGAACUGCCGCGAUACGUGUGAAAUGUUGCUGGUUUACAAGAGAAACUGACGUUACAGUUUGGAAAGCCAGUAUAGUCUAAUUAAAUAAAAGACAAAAUGGGGAAAGACUGAAUUCAGUUCCAAACAAAUAGAUGAAUGUCUCUUUGUGUCUGUGACUGCUUGUGUGAAUGUAUUUGUGUUUAUAUUUGUGUGCAAAAGUUUGGGAACCUCUGGCAUAAUACCAUGCUUUUUUUUUUUUAUUCAGUUUGUUUGGCAAAAACAUUUCAUUGCCAUCACAACUGAGCAUGUGUUAAAUAACAUUUGAGGUAAUGCAGCAAAUAAACAGGUAUUCUGCAGUUAAAUUGGCAGAAAAAUGCGGCAUAAGUUCAUUUAGCCAGGGGUGCAUAACUCUAUAUUUACAUAUCUGUGUGUGAAUGUAAAUGUCUUUGUGUGUAUAAUCACAUCCAUCAGUCUGAAUGUGUGUAUGGAUUUGUGUGUAUUGACAUGCAUUUGUAUGAAUGUGUACUGUAAAUACGUGAGUAAAAAUGCAGUUUGGUGAAAUUUAUGUUGUUCUACAUGAGGAAUAUCCAUCCGUCUAACUUACUGGGAGAGUUUAUCUCCCUCUUUUCACCUGUUGGUUUUCUGUUUCUGUGUUACUGCAAUGACCACUAAAUUAAUCAAAUAUACAAAAUAAAUUAUUAGUUGAUGUAUGUUUUCCUUCUGGUAUUUUACACAGAAUGAGAGUGAGUAUGUACUCAUAAUCAGUGUUGGGUGUAAUCUGAUUACAAAGUAAUUAGUUACUGUUCUAAUUACUUUUAAAUAAAAAAAAUAGUGUAACGUAUUCUUGUAAUUAGAUUACAGUUACUGACUUUCAGUUCAGGUACUUUCUUUUUAUGUACAUUACUUGGGUUACACACAUUUCUAAAAUAAUAUUAUUUAUGUACAACACAUUUAAAAUAUAUGAAUUUAUA